Messenger RNA from Paralichthys olivaceus (Japanese flounder), 629 nucleotides. It is a transcript of the gene apoc1, whose product is annotated as apolipoprotein C-I. NCBI's taxonomy places the organism in Eukaryota, Metazoa, Chordata, Actinopteri, Pleuronectiformes, Paralichthyidae. Gene Ontology annotation, biological process: negative regulation of lipid catabolic process; negative regulation of lipoprotein lipase activity; very-low-density lipoprotein particle clearance. The record is from RefSeq and is a predicted model, not a curated record. Gene Ontology annotation, cellular component: extracellular region; very-low-density lipoprotein particle; high-density lipoprotein particle. Gene Ontology annotation, molecular function: phospholipase inhibitor activity; fatty acid binding.
AACACCAUCUUUUGAUGCAGUUAACGGUUGGAACUGAUCAAUACAGGGGGCAAUGGCUCGUCAAGGUGAUCACAUGUAUGUGUUGACUUAAUAACAACAGUUUUUGCGUCAUCCUGACGGGACCCGAGCAGGAAUAUAUAAAGGGACUCAGAAAGGCGCACAAACAUUCCCGAUUUAUUCCUCUGCUGAGACGGAAAAAAAGACACUCGCAGCCAAGAUGAAACUGUUCCUCGCAGUUGCCGUGCUGAUGCUGGCUUUGGUCGCAUAUACAGAGGCUCAGGAUGACAGCAUCGGGGAUACAUUUACCAGAUUCGGAGAUAAGAUGCAAGAGAUGGGCAGGGACCUGGCUGACAGGGCCAAGACCACCUUUGAAGAGAUCAGCAGCAGCGAAGCGGCAGUCAAAACCAAAAACUGGUUCACGGAGACGUUUGAGGGGUUAAAGAAUAGGUUUCAGUGAAGUAGAUGAAGAGAUGGUGUCUGCAGUCUACAACCAACCAACACCCCCCCACACAUACACACAUGCACACAUAAACACACACCUCCUCACGAUGGACACACAAGUAUCACUCACAUCACCCUCCUGACCAGACUUCAUGGUAACAUUGCUGCAACAUGAAAAGUACCACAAA